AAGUGUUUGUAAUCAAAAGGUAAACGAAAAGUUUACCAAAAACAAUAUGCGAGGGCUGUCGUGAUUAGUAUGUAGUGAGUUGUAUCUAAGGAGUUGGUGAUGUUCAUUUAUCAAGGAAGUUGACAGUGUUCGUUUUUGUUAGAAGAGUUAGUUGUAUUACAGGAAUUUUGCAUUAUUUUCAUGUAUCGUAUAUAUGGCAGGAGUGAAAGAUGGUAAUAGCAACUCUGGGAGCUGGUUGGUGCCAGAAAAUAACACGGAAAGACAUUCAUCGUUCACAUCGGCCUUCCAGAAUCUUAAAAAGUCGGAAUUUUACAAGAAUAUUGAAGAGCAACUGCCUGAGUCAGCGGAUAAAGAUAUCGGAGUAAACACUUCAUCAGCAGCUGGACCUUCAACCACAAUAAGAAAUACCGUCACAAAAUCUAACGCACUCUUAGUCAAUCCGAGACAAAAAGGAAACCCACUGCUGAAGAGUAUUUAUAAUGUUCCAUGGGAGUUUUCGGAAAUUAUUCCUGACUAUGUCAUGGGCAGAACAACCUGUGCACUGUUUCUUAGUUUACGAUACCACACCUUGAAUCCAGAUUAUAUUCAUGAACGACUCAAACUCUUGGGUAGCCAGUAUGAAUUGAGAGUGCUACUUGUGCAGGUGGACACCUUGGAUCCACACCAUACCCUUAAGUACUUAACGCGCAUGUGCAUCCUUGCAGAUUUAACAUUAAUGCUUGCUUGGAGUCCAGAAGAAGCUGGACGCAUAAUUGAAACUUAUAAAAUGUUUGAACAUAAGCCACCCGACAUGAUAAUGGAGAAACAGGACCGUGACCCAUACCAGCAGAUUUCAAAUGCUCUCACAUCUGUCAGAUCAGUUAACCGGACAGAUGCUGCAACCUUACUGUCAACUUUUGGAUCAUUAGGGAAGAUAAUAAAAGCAUCACAAGAUUCUUUGACACUUUGCCCUGGGCUUGGCCCACAAAAAGCCUCAAGAUUGUAUAAGGUGCUACAUCAGCCAUUUCAGAAAGACAGGGUAAAAAAGCUGAAGAAAUAAGAUUCUCACUAAAGGCAGCUGUGUCAGGGUGUGUCCAUAUAAACUGUGAUAAUUGCAAAAACAUUGCUGCGUAGUAGUAACAAGUGCAGUGUUUGUGCCCGGAAAAUGCUUUUCAGGGACGAUGUCUAUAAAUAUGAGGACAAUGUGAAUGACUACGAAUCAGAUAAUUAUCAUCAAUAUGUUGCUGAACAUAAAUUCACGUAAAAAUUGUUGCUAAUCAUGUAACUGUUAUUAUUAAUUUGAAGCAAGUAAACAAUGUUAAUUUGUGUUCCAUACUACAGUUUACGUGAAUUUAGAUGACAAGGUUUUGGUGGGAAUAUUAAGAGCCAUCCUUAACCCUGUUUUACAUGCUGUAGCAAGGUACUUGCUGAAAUUAAUUUUAUAUUGUGCUGAAUCGGAGAUUAAUUUUGCAAAAAUCUUAGUUUGAAAAACUGAAACAAUUCAGACCUUUUAAAAAUAUAUUUUUGAGAGGUUUAUGUUUGUUAAUUCACCCAGCAAGUGAACAGUGGUAAGCAAAUGUUAGCCCAUGUUAUGUACAUUCAGUUUGCUAGUAAACAAUGUUAAGUACCCAUAUAAUAAUAUAAAAGGUUUCUGUUUGAAAUUUUGUUUUAACAGUUUCUUCUACUUCAAGGGUUAAGCAGAAUUAUGUGUUUAAUUGAUGAAAUUAACAGAUAUAGUUAUACAAACAAUACUUUUUACAAAACUGUUAAUUAUUUUGGAAUUAAUUAAGGACUAGCUAUGCUAACAUGUUUUCGAAUAGAGCCAAAUAAAUACUUAAAUAAU
Messenger RNA from Schistocerca cancellata (South American locust), 1822 nucleotides. RefSeq names its product DNA excision repair protein ERCC-1 (gene Ercc1). Gene Ontology annotation, molecular function: single-stranded DNA binding; damaged DNA binding. Gene Ontology annotation, cellular component: nucleus; nucleotide-excision repair factor 1 complex; ERCC4-ERCC1 complex. The transcript is spliced from 6 exons. Gene Ontology annotation, biological process: UV-damage excision repair; mitotic recombination; meiotic mismatch repair. The record is from RefSeq and is a predicted model, not a curated record. Lineage: Eukaryota; Metazoa; Arthropoda; Insecta; Orthoptera; Acrididae. Bases 194 to 1039 code for a protein of 281 amino acids.